AUGUCUAUGAAAUACUUUGUUAAGAUACGAGGAACCGAGGCCGACAUUCUCCACAAGCCUCUUCAAGCCUCCGGAGGAGAGCUUGACAAUGGAGUGAAGAGUAAACAUAUGCCAGACCCAAUGCUCCACGAAAGAUUAUCCAAGACAUGCGACCGCUGUAGAUCACGUAAAGUCCGUUGUAUCAGAUUACGAGAGUCUCCUGACAAAUGUACCAACUGUGUGAAACGAGGAGAGACAUGUAACUUUCGAUUAUCGAAGAGGAAGUUCUUGGUCUCGGAAGGGAGCCCUGCUGCGAGUACUCAUAGUCGUGAGUUUCAUGAAGAUGUCCUCCCUCCAGCUCAGAAUGUGCCAUCUUUCCCAGUCGAUGAUUCUCUUUCCACCUCGCCGACAUUCCGUAGCGAUGCACAAGAGAGUUUCGAUCCGCCGCCUCUGUAUAUAGAUCACCUGAUUGAGAGUCAAGAAGCUGCAGGACGAUUUCUUCAUUCGAGCCCUUUCUUCAAGGCAAAUGAUAGUCAUAUUGCCAGCGCAGGCGUAGCCUAUUUUUCGGAAAGUCGCAUUCAAGCAAUCUCAAAGAAAUUAGGAAAUAACGGGCUUGAGAUACUAAUUGAACGAAUAAAUCGAUUUGUAACAAAUCGCUUUGAGUGCUUCGAACACGCUCCGAAUGCCUCAGCCAUAUGGGCAAAACCUGACGACCCGCCUCUGGUCUCGACAGAGACUGCGAGGAUCUACUUGAACUCAUAUUUUACUCUAGUCCAUCCGGUUUACCCUUUCCUUGAUCGACAUUCAUUUGAAGGGAGGGCCUUUGGACCUGGACUAGUAGCGGAUCUUGCAACAGACAUACACUGGAGGGCCCUAUACUACGCAGUCCUUGCGCUGGGAAGCCAAUACCAUGGUGGAGGUGCCUUUGAGCCUCGGAAGGGGGAAUCCUGGAAGUUUUACCAGAUGGCUUUUAAGUCUUUUCCCAGCUAUUCUGAUCAGUACGAAGAGCCUCGCAAUUCUCGCGAUGACGAGUUACUGAUAACAGAAGCUGCAAGGCUAGCCCAGUGCAUGGGAUUAAAUGGCGCUUCUAAUUCCUCUGAUAGGGAGAUCGAGUAUCGGACGUUUUGGGUUAUUUAUAGUCUGGAGAAGACAUUGGCUUUUACAUAUGCACGACCCUCGGUUAUCAUGGACUGCAAUGUUGGCUGCCCUAUUCCUACUGUUCCAGAGGCGGUGUUUGGUGACUACAAUUGGCUUCACGCGUCUGCCAGCUUCGCCCGCCUCAUUUCAAAAAUACACGAAAGUCUCUUCUCUCUCACGGCAACUUGGAACACUCAGCAUACUUACUACCGCAAAAUAGAUCAGAUGACUGGUCUCCUGGAACGUUGGCGGCAAUCGAUUCCGCAAGCCUUCCGUCCGGGGGAGGCAUUUCGACCCCAAUUAUUUUGCAAUCCAUCCGCGACAUUAAUUACCUUGCGGACUCACUUCUACUACUACGAUGCUUCUAUAGCAUUAUGUCGCUUAACUCUUCAUUUGGGGAAAAAUCAGGACAGUCCACGUGAGAUGACCAGCAAAAAGGAUCUUAUGCAGUCUGCGCGGUCAAUUAUUGAAUUGCUUCGGUACAUUGACAUGGAAGCAUAUACACCAGUCUAUAUCCUUGCACUACUGCCACUAACAGCAAUGUUUAUUCUCUUCGAUCUCGUAAUUCACAACCCAACACACUCUGAAACAUCAAGCAACCUAGCAUUAUUAGAGGUAGCAGGCGGUCAUUUCAGCAGGCUUGAGUAUGCAUCUGGAGGCACGCUGCCUAGUUCUAUUCUUGCGGAAUUUGCGUACCUUGCCCGCACAUUUGUUCGCAGUUUUACGUGGCAAAAGGAAGGGCAGCGACCCGUUGGAACUACGAUGACUCCCGAAUCUAGAAUCGCUUCGGGACCUAGCCAAUUGCCAGACCAGGGCCCCGAUAUGCUCUCCCUAUCCUUGGACCUCCAACCACCAACGCCUUUGUUUCUCCCGUCCCUCGAGCAUAUGUCGCCUGAAAGGGGUCUUCUCCCGGGGUUCAAUGUGAUGGACCUUUUUGGGGCCGUUGUCCCUUCUGAUCAAUAUGUGUUUUACGAUACGUCUUAG
This is a messenger RNA of Aspergillus tanneri, 2100 nucleotides long. RefSeq lists its product as uncharacterized. Gene Ontology annotation, molecular function: DNA-binding transcription factor activity, RNA polymerase II-specific; DNA binding; zinc ion binding. The transcript is spliced from 13 exons. NCBI's taxonomy places the organism in Eukaryota, Fungi, Ascomycota, Eurotiomycetes, Eurotiales, Aspergillaceae. The record is from RefSeq and is a predicted model, not a curated record. The coding region runs from base 1 to 2100 and encodes 699 amino acids. Gene Ontology annotation, biological process: DNA-templated transcription; regulation of DNA-templated transcription.